UAGAAGUUAAGGCUUAUUUUCAGUGUGGCUUAAGUUAUUCAGUUAUUUCGCCCAGGUGCACCAUUGGGGACAGGUUAAUACUAGUAAUCGGAUCCCUGUUGUUUGAUCGCGCUUUGUAUGACGGGGUAGUAGGACAAAAGGUGGACGUUUCUACUGUUCAGUACUCUCUAAAUAGCUCAUUGUACUGCUGGACGUGUUGUGAGAAUUUUGUCGUUAAAUGUUGUGUCAUUUUACUGAUCUUCGACGUCGUGACAUCCGCGAAAGGUAAGACUGUGAUGUCAUUUCAGAUCUUUUUCAACAUCAACCUCUAAAAAGCGACGGGGACUGCGACGUGAGGGGUGGAUUUAGUGAACUAUGACAAGGAGUGGCCGUGUGCCCGGCUUGGAGACAAAAUGUGAAUGUCACUGACGCCACCAUUCCCUGACCGCCGAGGAGGAAUAUGGAGUAAAGGGCACGACUCUGAAAUUAUUCACAGGGGGGAUACGUACUGCAGAUCUUAAGCCUUUACAUUUAAUAUAGCACAAAAAGGAGUUGACAGAUACAAUGAGGGUCCGUAUGGUGAUAACACGGGGCAUACAGGUGUCCGCUAUCCUCACAAUCAUAUGGACGCUUUAUUCUAUUCUACAAAUUGGACUCAGCUCAGAGGAGAUGGCUUCUGUUGUAGGUUUACAAAGGAAAGUUGAACGGCAAGACAUGUCCACUACCGCCAAAGCUGAGGAGACGACAACAAAACCGCCUGAACCAGAGACGCUGAGAAGCUGUAAGCCAAUUGAAUUUAGGACUAAAAUGUCUAGGGAUAAAAAGCCAAAGCUGGUUCGUGAGCCGUUAUGGGGUCCGCUUCCUCCCCGAAUGAACGCUUCAUCGGUUGACGCAGUAUGGGCGGAGGAGAUCCAAAAACGGAAAGAACACAUACGCGGAAAAUGUGCGCAAUACAAAAUCAAGACAAGCCCACUGCCAGCAGGUGGAGCUUUACAUCAGUACUGGGUGGAUGACCAUCACAAGUUCAUCUUCUGUGAAAUUCCCAAAGUUGGCUGCACAAACUGGAAGAAAAUCAUGUUGAUGAUGCUAUGCAACUACAACAAGUCCUACAUUUGGCCCCUAGGUCAGGAGCAGGUGCACGAAGGAUUGUCGUACAAAGUAAUGAGAAGAUUGCAAUCUUUUAAACAGAGAGCAGACAGUGACACAAGACUUAAGAACUACAAAAAAGUAUUUUUCGUGAGGCAUCCUUUCGAAAGACUGGUUUCGUUUUUCAGGGAUAAACUCGAUAAAGCAAGGGGUCACUUUCGUUAUUACCACCCAAGAAUUGCGGGCUACGUAUUACGUUCUAUGAACAAAAAACGGAACGUAACAAAUAAAAUGAUUAUGGAUUAUAAUGUAACAUUCCCAGAAUAUAUCCAGUAUGUGAUAAAUACAAAGAAGUUUCCUGACAUUCACUGGGGUAUUCAGCACUCCUUGUGCCACCCCUGCAGUGUCGAUUAUGACGUCAUAGGAAGAUACGAAACCAUCGUUGAGGACUCAAAUAAUCUUUUGAAAAUGCUAGGAAUUGAUGAAUUCACAUACCCGCAGUCGGACAAUACUGCGUAUGCAAAACACAAAACCAUGGAUUUAGUUCCAAAGUAUUUCAAGGCUCUUAAACCUGAGAUGAUCAAAGAACUACAAAAUAUAUAUAAAAUUGAUGCAGAUAUAUUAGGUUAUGAUCUCAAUAUAAAGCUUUGAUAAUAGAUGCCAGUACGUGACUGAAACCGAGCUAAAGAGCCUCAGGUCACAUAUUCAGACGAAAAUCUAGUCAUGGAUUUCAACAUGGGACCAACCACUUAUUCCACUGAUUUAAAAUGUGAUAGAAUAAAUAUUUAAAUAUUUACCAGCAAGGGGAUGUUAUAUUGGGAGAUUGUGGUCAUUGGUUUGGUGUAUCAGUAUAUUUAGUGAAAUCAUUAAUGUGAAUUUACGGUCCCUUCAGUAUUGUUUUAGUCUUUUUAGUUUUGUUUUAAUGUAAGAUUUAUUUUAGUGUAAGUUUGUACUUUCAUGAUUUUAUGUUGUCAAUAUAUCUAUACGUAAGUAUCGACAUUUUAUUUACUUAUUUAUUUAUGUAUUGCAAUGACGAUUUGCUAAAUAGAAAAUCGAGCAUAAGAUUUUGAACAGUUUUUUUAAAAUGAUCACGUAUCAAUUUGGGACAUGGUGUACAUCGGUGUGCACAUGAUGACCUAUGGAUACCCAUAUCUUGAUGGAGAACAGACCAUCCUUCUUGGUGAUACAUUGUUAACAUGUUCUUAUCUUUCCAAUAGAAAAUAUGUUAAGUAGAACUCUUUAGAGGAAGGUUUAUCUCUGUACAAUUGAACAUUUUUUACAACAUUUUGAACAUUUUUGAACAUUUUGGUGCGUUUGUAAUGUUCAGCGCGUGUUGUGAUAACGUGGGUUUCUUUUUAAACCUAUUAAUUAUAGCCUUAGAGGAUUAGUGUAUUCACCUGCGGGUGACGUCAGCAGUGAACCUACUUAACUCACUCGAAGCGCGGGUGAUUUUACAAACAACGAAUACAAAUAUAGCAGAAAGGGUCCUAUAGCAAUAUACACCUUAGCAUCCUUGUCUUCGCGACCGCGGAGCCAUUUUUAAUCGAAAGGUCACAUUUCAGCAGUUAUUUGAUUCACCUUUCAUUAGGCUACUUAACGUAUUUUUUUUUUCACAUGGGUAUGUUAUUUUAUAGUGUUCAGUCCAGCAAUGUCAUAGUGGCAAAUUGUUUAUACGGACACGCUCUCCUAUAUUAUACGUCAUUUUUUCAUGUUUUUUAUUUGAUGUUUUAAAGCAUUACAAUUAUAUUUGUACAGGGCCACAGACAAAAGAUUCAAUGUGUUUAUAUUAAGUACAUCAUGAACCAACAGCAUGGUUCCAGUUGUUAUAAGAUAAUACAGUUACAUUCCAUAGGUGGAAUAUAUUAUAAUGGUUAUGGAUGGUGUUAUUUUAAAUAUAGCAUUAAUGGAACUUUAUUGGGUAUAAUUUAAAACAUUUUUGAAGUAAAACCGAAGUGCAUUAUAUGAUGUUGAGCAGAUU
Messenger RNA from Lingula anatina, 3043 nucleotides. Its product is annotated as carbohydrate sulfotransferase 11. Gene Ontology annotation, molecular function: sulfotransferase activity. NCBI's taxonomy places the organism in Eukaryota, Metazoa, Brachiopoda, Lingulata, Lingulida, Lingulidae. Gene Ontology annotation, cellular component: membrane. The record is from RefSeq and is a predicted model, not a curated record. Gene Ontology annotation, biological process: carbohydrate biosynthetic process.